CUAUUUUUCAAAUGCUGCUCUUUCCGAUUCUCAAAGUACUGCGAUCAAUCCUUCAUCUUCUAUCGAAAGCUAUUUCUCUGCUUUCAAGUUUCAAUGUGUUUCGGUUCAACUGGCUUUUGAUUAUUUUAGGGUUUUCUUUUCUUCAUUUGCCAACUUCAUUGUGCUUUUUAGGUCCUUUUUUGCACUUUUCAAAUUUUCUUUUCCUUUUUCAUUUUCAGUUUUGGCUAGCGUUUGGUUGCCCACAAAAUCAAUUCAGGAAAUGAAAGUGCUUGUUGAUUGUUGUCCUUCACUUUUUUCGCUGUACUAAGCUUUCGUAAAGCUGAGACCUUUUUUUUAUUUUUUAUUUUUUUUAAGUGGAAAAUGGCUUGUUAAAAAUGAUCUUUAGAGGCUUAGUUGAAUGGAUUUGUUCUUCUAAUCUUCUUUCUUGUUCCAGGGAGGUUUUUAUGUAUUUUCUGUUUUUGAUGUUCAUGUAAUUUUGGUUUUCUGCAUGUUUGUGUUGGUGUUUGGGGAUUUUAGGCAAACUUUGGUAUUUUGUAUAUCUAUAAAUUUCUCUUAAUGGGUACUUGUGUAUUAACCUAAUAGUCUGUUAAUUAUGUUCUUUGUUUAUUUCUUUACUCUUAACGUGUUGUUUUGCUAUUAUUUCAUGGAAUUGGUUAUGAGAGUGAUGCUUUGUAUUGUGUCAUAUUCACUUAAGCUCUAUUUAUUGUAGUAAAGCAUUUUCUUAGAAAGCAUUGUCCAUGCCUUUGCUAUUUGAAUGUAUAAGAAAAUUGGCUGAAAGAGAGAAUUUUCUUGCCCAGAAGAACUUUAAACUAUUUUCAGGGAAAUGAUUCUUCCUUAUAAAAAUUGUUUUACAAACUCAUAAUGAAAGGGAAGGAAAUACAUUGGCUGAAAGAAAGCUGUUUGUUUGUUUUUUCCUUGGCAUAUCAAAUGUUAAAGUAUUUUCAAGUUGAUUUUUCAGCCACGACAGCAAGAUAUACUUCGAUUUCUUAGAAAAUGUCUUGUAUAUAAGUAAAGCCCUUUUAGAGGGAUCCUUGGGUAACUGAGUUAAAAUGCGUAUUUCUUUUUGUUAUUUAAAAAAAAAAAAGAAAUUUCAAAUGUUCCAUUUUACUUUAUUGAUGUUGAAUAUUAUCAAGUGAUGUUUCUUUUGUAACUAUCUGCCAGUUGCCUAAUAAUUUUACUUAGAAAAGUGUGCUUAGAUGUGCAUGUUUGCAGACUUGCUUUGCUGAAUCUCUUCUAUUAUGAAUAUGGAAAAAUGUAGGUAUUAUAUCUGAUGUUUCAGAACUUCCUGCAGGCCUAGUUAUUGUUCAAUAAUGGCGCCAAAUCCCAGAGUUAUGAAUGCCUUUCGUGCAAUGAAGGCAAUUGGCAUAAAUGAAGAUAAAGUAAAACCAGUUUUGAAAAGACUUUUAAAAUUAUAUGACAAGAAUUGGGAACUGAUUGAAGAAGAAAAUUAUAGAGUUCUUGCUGAUGCCAUAUUUGAUGAGGACGAUUCUAAGGGAGAAAAUUUUACUGAUGAAGCAGAGGUGCAUGAUGAACCUGAGCGACCGUUAAAAAGAUUGCGAUCAAGAAGCCAAGAAGGGCAGUCUUCUCAAUCUAUGAUGCGUGGAACUUCAUUAAGAAAACCUAAAUUGGAUGAUGAAGGGAAGCUGGGCGCAAAUUCUCUGCAGCGAUCACCAGACAUGAUGAAGUUGCAACCUGGGCCUUCUGAUUCACAGUCGACUCAGGUGCGGCAUGCGUACAAGGGAAAAGAACCUUUGUUACCUCAAGUAUCUCCUAGAGAGAAGAGACCUAUUGUAGAGAGGCCAUCUCAUGGAGUGCAGUUCAAAGAUCGCGAAGUUGAUCCAGACAGUGUACUAAUACCAAAACAAAAGGUGGUUGAUUCUUAUGCUCUGAUCAAGCCUAAAGAUGAGCCAUUUACUGAUGACUUGCCUCCUGAUGACGUACCUCGUUAUGAGGCUCCUAUUGCUGUGAUCCGACCAGAUUCCUUUAGCAAAGAAGAUAUUUCAGGUAGGAGUUUUUUAACAGGAAAGCCAGAUGAUCAGGAGCCUCCAGCAUCCCAUUUUGGAACUGAAGAAGAUAGAGGUGACAGUGUUCCAGCUUCAUCAAGUAGCCGAAGAGCCAACUCUGAGCUUGCACCUGUUCUGGAGGAAUCUCCUGCUAACUUAGAGAUUGCCUCCUCGUCAUUGGGAGAGGUGAAGAUUUCUUUGAGCUGCAACUCUUUGCUUGGAAGACCAAAUUUUCACAUGCCUAGUCAAGAUGAACUUCUGAAAUCAACGCAGGAGAAGUGUCUCCGGUCUUAUAAAAUUUUUGAUUCUAACUUUUCGGUCAUGCAAAUGCUGAAAGAUAUGUGUGACUGCUUCCUGGAAUUGGCUACUGAUUCCUCUCGUGAAUCGCAGGAAAGGUUAAUGAAUGUAAUUCCAUCUAUCAGUGCAUUGAAGAGAUCAGCUGCAUACAGUGCUUUGGGUGUUGGGGGCGUUAAAGGAAGUAAUUGUAUACCAGUUAAUAUUUCAAAUGGAUCAAUUGAUAUACAUUGCUCUUCUGAGGUGGCUGCACCUCAAAUGCCAAGGCAAAUAAAACCUAUCAGUGAGGACGCCCAUUGUAGUGCGAAUGGUUCUACUGAAAGUAAUGGAGGACGGGAAUUGAGAGACCCUGAGUCAUGUAGUUUGGUGGUUGUUCCACAGCAUCAGCUCACUUUUGAGGAACUAAGAUCUCUUCAUGACUUCAAUGACAUAACUAAGGGAGAAGAAGUAAUUGAGAUUUCAUGGUUAAAUGAAAUCAACAAUGAGUGUCCUCCUCCUUUUAUGUACAUACCUCAAAACGUGGUUUUUCAAAAUGCUUAUUUGAGAUUCACUCUUUCUCAAAUUAAUGCUGAAGAUUGCUGUUCUACUUGUAUUGGUGAUUGUCUAUCCUCAACCACAAUUUGUGUUUGUGCCUGUGAAACUGGAAACGAGUUUGCAUACACAUCAGAAGGCCUCAUUAGAGAGGAUUUCUUGGAAGAGUGUAUCUCUAUGACCCGUGAUCCUCAACGACAAUGCCUCUCCUAUUGUAAAGCUUGCCCCCUUGAAAGAUCAAAAAAUGAUGAGAUCUUGGAACCAUGCAAGGGUCACUUGAAGAGGAAAUAUAUUAAAGAAUGUUGGAGUAAAUGCGCCUGCCAUAAGCGGUGUGGCAAUCGAGUUGUGCAGCGGGGUAUAAGGUGCAAAUUGCAGGUUUUCUUUACUCCUGAAGGAAAGGGAUGGGGCCUUAGAACCCUUGAAAAGCUGCCAAAAGGGACAUUUGUGUGUGAAUACAUUGGAGAAAUACUGACCAACAAAGAGUUGCAUGAGAGAAAUGUACAGAGGACAAGAGGCACCAACAAUGAGUGGCAUACCUAUCCAGUUCUAUUGGAUGCAUAUUGGUUCUUGAAAGGAGCUUUGAAGGAGGAAGAAGCUCUUUGUUUGGAUGCAACAUUCUAUGGGAAUGUUGCCAGGUUUAUCAAUCAUAGGUGCCUUGACUCAAAUUUGAUUGAGAUCCCAGUCAAGGUGGAGACCCCAGAUCAACAUUAUUAUCACCUUGCCUUCUUCACAGCAAGAGAAGUAAAUGCCUUAGAAGAGCUAACUUGGGAUUAUGGUCUCGACUUUGAUGACGAUGAUCAUCCUGUGGAGGUGUUCAAGUGCCUAUGUAGCAGCAAGUUCUGCAGGAACAUGAAACGUCCAAAUAGGUCUAAAUCUGCAUUGAGAUGACUAGAUACAUGUAGAUUACAAGACUCCUUUUUGCUGUUAUGUUCUCUCUCCUGACAAGGAGGAAAUUUCAUGGAAUGGAUUUUACUGCAACUUCUAUCAGUUCUAGCAACUAUGUUGUCAGCUGAUGCAGAUUAGGGUGUUAUUCUGUGAUAUGUACAUAACAAACAUCUGUGUUUUUGACCUUGUAGCUUCAUCUCAGACAAUCCAGCUUCUCAAGUUCUAUUA
Hevea brasiliensis (rubber tree) is the source of this 3941-nucleotide messenger RNA. RefSeq names its product probable inactive histone-lysine N-methyltransferase SUVR2. Bases 1311 to 3716 code for a protein of 801 amino acids. The transcript is spliced from 8 exons. Gene Ontology annotation, cellular component: nucleus. Lineage: Eukaryota; Viridiplantae; Streptophyta; Magnoliopsida; Malpighiales; Euphorbiaceae. Gene Ontology annotation, molecular function: zinc ion binding; protein binding; histone methyltransferase activity. The record is from RefSeq and is a predicted model, not a curated record.